AUGACAUCUGCCUGUAGUCCUUCGCCAACGAAAUGCAACUUGCUACUUUGCACAUUACACAAGUGUGGACCGAAGAUAAAACAUAGGAAAAAGGGAGCAAAUCAAUGUGUGAACAAACAAGCAACAAGUGAACAAGCAAGUAAAAGUGAAAGUGAGCCAUCUCUUCUGAAUGAUCCGUUCAGUCUUCAAGUUUUUGUAGUCGCCAAAGCAACGCACAAAUUCACUUAG
Necator americanus (New World hookworm) is the source of this 228-nucleotide messenger RNA. RefSeq lists its product as uncharacterized. Bases 1 to 228 code for a protein of 75 amino acids. The record is from RefSeq and is a predicted model, not a curated record. NCBI's taxonomy places the organism in Eukaryota, Metazoa, Nematoda, Chromadorea, Rhabditida, Ancylostomatidae. The transcript has 2 exons.